This is a messenger RNA of Coniosporium apollinis CBS 100218, 3270 nucleotides long. RefSeq lists its product as uncharacterized. Gene Ontology annotation, molecular function: aspartic-type endopeptidase activity; protein binding. Gene Ontology annotation, biological process: proteolysis. The record is from RefSeq and is a predicted model, not a curated record. NCBI's taxonomy places the organism in Eukaryota, Fungi, Ascomycota, Dothideomycetes. The transcript is spliced from 3 exons. Bases 1 to 3270 code for a protein of 1089 amino acids.
AUGCAGGGCUGGCGGAGGCAGCGAGAUUGGGUUAAUCCACUAUCGAUAGCUGAUCGUGUCAAUAGCAAAGCUCAAUACGAGCGUCGCCUCAAGCAAUGGGACUUCCGCAAGUACUUUAAAGCCGCUGAGUGGAAGGGUAUUGAUCAUCGUGUCAACAAACGGAAAAGAGAGGGCAAGGAGAGCGAGGUAUACAAAGACGGAGUACUCGUCCCAAAGGAAAAGAUUCGAAAGGAGGCGGCAAGGGCGGCCUGUACGGUCGAAGAACGAUAUGGAUCAGCACCCAGUCCGAAAACGCCGGAAGGAUUCUCAGUUUGUACGCCGCUAGCGUCUUUUACUUUCGCGCUUCGGACGGAAAACCUUCCUUGGUUCCGGUUCCAGGAUUACAUUGAUGCCCAAGUCAGCUUUCACCACACCGCGACCGUAUCGAGCCUCAUCGUGGACGAUGUCCGAUUCGGUCUGCCCUCUAGCACCGGACGACGGGCACUGGAUGAACCGCAUCCCCUCGAUAGCUCAUUCCCAAUCGACAUUUCGAGGAGUGGAGCUCCGUUUCUGCUGAGCUUAAUCAAAUCGGCUUCCGAAAGCGCCAUACAGGGCGUUGAGAACAUCAUUGGAAGCUUUCGCUCCCGGAUUCAGAAUGUUACCCUGGAAAGAUAUAAUGGAGAGCAUCUAUCCAUCAUCAAGAAGAUGUCUGGAUGUUCGCACGACGAGAUGUUGCUGCAGUUCCUCAAGUACCUCGUCUACUUAUCAUCAAACAACCAGCUUGAACAGGACGACCGCAUGAAAACCAUUCAGUGGAUCGACCAAAACGACGGGCAUGCGGUGCUUGAGGCUCUUCUAUCUACCAAGCUGCCAACCGUUGAGGCGUUUGCAGAAGACCUCUUCAGGAGUGCAAUACACGCGGGAGACGUACGCAUCGCACAGAUAUUGCUCCGUGCUGGCGUGAGCCCUAGUUUACCGAUGAACAGCAUUCCAGACCUCCCCCUUAUGGUUGCUGUUAAAGCAGGCAACGCCCGACUCGCUUGGGCACUACUCCACGCUGGCGCAGACGCUGGCGCAUAUGAAGAUAUACCUCCGGCUCGAAGCAGUCGAACAACUAUUCUGCAAGCAGCUACAGAGAGCGGAAAUGCCGAGCUGGUCAAGAUGUUGAUCAACGCAGGUGCAGACGUCAACGCUCCACCAGCUGCUUAUUCUGGACGAACUGCACUGCAAACAGCAUCAACGAAAAAUGCUGAGCUGGUUGAAAUGCUGCUCCUCGCUGGCGCAGACGUAAAUGCCUCUCCAUCCGAGCAACAUGGAUUGACCGCGUUACAAGCAGCAACAACACAGCGUAAUAACAUCGACAUUGUCCAAAUGCUACUUGACGCCGGUGCGGAUAUCAAUGCUCCGCCAGCUGACUAUCGCGGUAGAACCGCCUUACAAGCAGCUUCUCAUGUAGGGGACAUUGAACUAGUCCAAAUGCUUCUCAGCGCUGGCGCAGACGUAAACGCAACCCCAGCUAAAGUGUAUGGGGUAACAGCCUUGCAAGCAGCAGCGAAGCAGCCUGGUCAUAUCAACGUGGUUCGGCUGCUGCUUGAGGUUGGCGCAAGCAUUAAUGCCCCCUCAACUUUCGGGCUUGGAACUGCACUGCAAGAGGCAUCACAAACGGGAAGCGCCGAACUCAUCCAGAUGCUUCUUGAUGCAGGCGCAGAUGUCGAUGCUCGCUCUAAUCCACAAGAGCACACUGCACUGCAAAUUGCAUGUAGGAGAGGCAGUACUGAAGUCGUUUCGAUGCUGCUCGACGCCGGUGCAGACGUGAAUGCUCUGCCAGCCCUGGUUUAUUCCUCGGAACCCUGGAGCGGGCCAACUGCAUUGCAAGCAGCAUGCUUGGAGGGGGGGGUUAACCUCGUGCAGAUGCUGCUCAACGCUGGCGCCGAGGUCAACGCUCCUGCUUCUCACCAGGAUGAAACUGCACUACAAGCAGUAUGUGGAAGGGGUGAUAUCGAGCUUGUUCGGAUACUUGUUGAUGCUGGCGCUAAUGUCAACGCUCCUGCUUCUCGUUAUGGGCGAACCGCACUACAAGCAGCAUGUGAACAGGGCAACACCAAGCUUGUCCGGAUACUUAUCAAGGCUGGCGCCAAGGUCAACGCUCCUGCUUCCCGUUACGGGAAAACUGCACUCCAAGCAGCGAUGGCCGGAGAUUGCAGAAUCGAACUCAUUCAGCUGCUGCUUAUUGCUGGCGCAGACGUCAACGCUCCUGCUUCUAAGUAUGGGCAAGAUGCGCUGCGUGGAGCGAUAUUCGACGAGUAUUCUGGAUGUGUAAGCGACAUCGAGGUUGUUAGAAUACUGCUCAGUGCUGGGGCGAAUGUUAACCCUCCCUGUUCUUCUAGAGGCGGGUCAACCGUGUUAGAACUAGCAGCAUUAGUAGAGGAUGUCGAGCUCGUUCGACUGCUCCUUGACGCCGGCGCAGAGGUCAAUUCUCCUGUCACUUGUCGUGAUAGAACCGCACUGCAGAGAGCGAUAAAGUGGGCGGACGGGGACUUCGAGUUCGUCCAAUUGUUUCUGGAUGCUGGAGCACAGAUCAAUGCACCUGCUGCUAAACGAAGCGGCAGGACUGCGCUACAAGAGGCAGUAGAGCAAAACUGGAUCGAGCUCAUUCAGGUUCUACUCGAUCGCGAUGCAGAUGUUAACGCGCUACCAGCUCGUUCUCGAGGUGUAACUGCCCUCCAAAUAGCUGCGGCUAGAGGCUAUAUGAAGAUCGCUCACUUUCUCCUCAAUGCUGGUGCCGACGUCAAUGCUGCACCGGCAAGAUACCACGGAAGGACAGCCCUUCAAGCAGCAGCGGAACAUGGACGCAUGGAUAUGGUUCAGCUGUUGAUCAAUGCUGGAGCAAUCACGGACAGCUCAGACCGUAGCCAGUACGCAAAGGCAAAAUACUUGGCGAGGAGACGUGGGCACAUUGCUCUAGCCAAACUACUCCAAACUCAAUGCGAUCAACUCCAUAUGACAGAAGAAGGCGAACGGGAUGGGUUUCACGAGUUUGACCAAGGAUCUGAAGCCAGCUCUCGAAGCGCUGGAUCAGAAAGAGAUUGGGAAAGCUAUGCAGACAGCGAUACACACAGCGAUGCAGACAGCGAUGCAGACAGCGAUGCCGGCGACGAUGCGGGAAGUAAUCGAGAGAUCGAUGUAGAAAGGGAUUUCCCACCGCCCUCAGCGGGACACUUGUUGUGGGAACCAGAAGGUUGGUUUCCGCCAGUGACGGGUUGUGAAGUAUUUGAUCCUUGGCUUAUCUAG